CAACCACCCAUUCUCUCCGAUAAAUAAAAUUUUAAUUUUUUGCGAUUGAACAAAAGUCAAUAGACCGAUUUCUCCAGAUAAAGAAAAUUGAAAUUAACGGGGAUCAGUGGCAAGUCGCGUGAAAGUGGUAAAAAUAAAACGCAUUUAUCCAUAAAACUCGUAAAAUACGAAAUGAUUGUUUGCCGAUCGUAACAAAUCACGGACCAUUAAAUUUCUAUUAAAACAAUCCAGUAGAUAAUCCCCGAAUGGUGCCUUCCACAAUUGCCUCAAUACUUCUCCGGAUGCCCUAGACGUUCAAUAGUGUUGCGCUUGCGCUUCUCCCCGCGAUUUCCACAGGAUUCUGUUCAAUGUGGCUGACAGACGUCCUCUCCACCGGGGAAUCUGUCAUUUUUUAAAUAUAAGAUGACGACAACAGAUUUGCCGGGAAUAAUGAUGAUGAACGACUCGAAUUGCGCUAUUUGCGCAAUGGGUCCACCUCCUAAUUUGAUUCUGUCCAUUCCACCUCCGCCCAUUCCCUCGUUUUUACAAUAUGGAUCGGAGGUCCAUUCGCAGACUGGCAUGCCCAUCUCUGGGACAGUCAAUGGGACCAUCUGUAAUCAUCACUGUGAUUGGAAAGUUGAUGGAGUACAGUAUGUCGAGAUGCCCCAUCAAGGUAAUAGCAAUGGAAAUUUGUUCGAUGACACGUGGCUACUGAUCCUCGUUCUCUCGUGCGUCGGAAUCAUUGUCGUCAGUGUUUUGUUAGUGAUUGUUCUGUUACGAUGCAAAUUCAAUACUAGUCAAAAAGGGGGCACAAUUUCGAUGCCGGCGGCAGCGAUAACUCAGCCAAAAAGCGCGCGCAUUCAAAAUGAAACCGUAUUGUAUCCGUGCACGGCGGACGGCAUGCAGGACAGCCGAAUAAUGUGGGCGACAUUGACACCUCGGGGAACGACACGACAUUACCUCGAGGAUCAUACGUACGAGACUGUGGGCAAUGGAAUGACCCCUAAACGUACUUAUCCAACGGCGCCAGUCGAAAAUAUUUACAUUGAACCGCCAGUUUCAUCACCAGUGAGAUCGACUCCAAAGGAGGAAAUCGCUUUCGAUAACACUGCAUUCGUCGAUUACGAAGAGCCAUUGUCCAUGAAGGCAGAAUAUUUUCAGUUGAAUGAUGUGCUAGAACCUAAUGAGUCAGAGCUUUACGGCUGUCAGAGAGAGACCUAUCGGCCCCGAGUGAGUUCUCCAACGAGGAUAGAACACCCAAACCUGCCACCCCUGAACCUCCACCCCCACAACCGCACGAUUCGCAAAAACUCGUCGAUCCAACAAAUCGGCGCUGACACAAUCCUCAGAAACAGUCUUGCCCUAGCCGCUUACACCCCCGACAUCUAAACCUUUUUUUUAUCGAAAUAAUAAUCGCAAUGUUUUUUUUACAACCGAAUGAAUGAAUGAAUGAAUGAAUGAAUCGAUACUAUGGAAACACGAGACAAAAACAUCGUUAGCUCAAAUCAAUCAUCCACGUGAGGAGGACACUCUCCCUUCCAAAUCAUGAUCACCAACGAAUUAUUCGACGCUAAUGAAUCACGAUAACUAGCAAACGAUAGAUUUGUCUAAUAGUAACUACAGCAUUCGUAAAUAUUAAUAAUUCACUGUUCAACGGUUAUGAGGAUGGAGUACAUGGAGAUAAGCUUUAUCAGAUGGCUGUUUAAACAAUUGUUUUUUUUUUAUAUUUCGACACGAUUAUUCAUUCUACUUCAACUAUGACCAUGAAUCAUGUUGCUAUGUAAUCGUUACUAUUACAACAAGUAUUAUUACGAAUAAAAAAAUUAAUUACCAAA
This is a messenger RNA of Diachasmimorpha longicaudata, 1814 nucleotides long. RefSeq lists its product as uncharacterized. The transcript has 6 exons. The coding region runs from base 403 to 1368 and encodes 321 amino acids. The record is from RefSeq and is a predicted model, not a curated record. Lineage: Eukaryota; Metazoa; Arthropoda; Insecta; Hymenoptera; Braconidae.